This is a messenger RNA of Planococcus citri (citrus mealybug), 3024 nucleotides long. RefSeq names its product protein arginine N-methyltransferase 9-like. NCBI's taxonomy places the organism in Eukaryota, Metazoa, Arthropoda, Insecta, Hemiptera, Pseudococcidae. Gene Ontology annotation, biological process: peptidyl-arginine methylation. The record is from RefSeq and is a predicted model, not a curated record. The transcript is spliced from 7 exons. Gene Ontology annotation, molecular function: protein binding; protein-arginine N-methyltransferase activity. Bases 175 to 2592 code for a protein of 805 amino acids. Gene Ontology annotation, cellular component: nucleus.
UUUAUUCAAUUCAGAUCGGCAUUAUUUAUAAUUAAUUCCAAUUCUAGUUGUAUAUUAAUCACUAUAAGUGAAUUAGCGCCUUCGUUUUUCGCUGUUGAAGGUUCAGAGAUAUCCUGUUAUUCGUUAUUUUUACUGCAGAAAUUUUCACAGCAGGUAUGUACAUGAGACAGCAAUAUGAAUGAUUCAAGAAAAUUCGAAGUUGCUUUACAAUUCAGACAAUUAGCCGAACUAAAUUAUCAAAACGAAAACAUAUCGGAUGCCUGUUUCUAUUAUAUCAAUGCGUUGAAAGUUCGACCGGAAUGGAAAUCAGACUUGAAAGAUAGACUUCUAAUCGUACUAAGUUGUCUCGGUCAACUCCUUGAAAAAAAGAAACAAUUUUCGGAGAUAUUCACUAUCUACGAAGAAGUCCUGAAUAUAUUUAACGAAAGCGAAGAAGUGCAUCACAAUUUAGGAGCUCAUUUACUCAGAUUGGGAUUUCCGGAUAAAGCUACCUAUUAUUUUCGUGAAGCGCUCAAAAGAAAUCCAUACUAUUUUCCAGCCUUUCGAAGUAUAAGUUCGGCUUAUUGCGCUUUAAUUGAACGAUGGCAUUAUCGAAUGCUGAAUGAUUCGUACAGAAAUGCAGCCUAUAAAGAAGCUAUAUUUAAAAAAAUCGAUCAAGGAUUCAAUAGAGUCCUGGAUAUCGGAACGGGAACCGGAUUAUUUUGUUUAUACUCUCUCGAAGCUUCCGCCGAAAAAGUUUACGCUUGCGAAUGUAAUCCAGUCAUGGUUUCGAUAGCUUCGAAUGUAUUUAGUCAAAAUGAUGUUUUGCAAGUGGUAACCUUAAUUGAUAAACACUCGAACGAUAUUACCAUUCCAGAUGAUAUGCCUAAUAAGAUCUCAUUAGUGGUAACUGAAACAAUGGACGCGUGUAUGUUGGGUGAACACAUGCUUCAAUCGUUGAAAUACGCAUGGGAUAAUAUCCUGUUACCUAGUUACAAAUUCGAAUCUAAUAAACCGAUAAUGAACACCUCUAAUAACGGAAUAGUAAUACCACACAGCGGUAGUUUGUGGUUUUCGGCCGUCCAAUCGAAUUUAUUAGCUAAAAAGUACAUCUUCCCAUUAACCAGUAUUUCGGCCGAUGACUGUACUAACGCUUUCGCCAACGUAUCUCUGAAAGAAAGUUUAAUACCGGAAAAUUUUCAAACGCUGUCGCUAAAUCUUUCGUUGUUUGCAUCCCUCAACGAACCCUAUGAUACGGAGCGUCUACAAUCCGUUCCAGACUGCGUGUUUAUCACGGAACCGCACGAAUUAUUUCACGUUAAUUUCAACGAUCCCGCCUAUAUCGAGAAAUUCCUGCACAACGAGAACCGUUACACGUUCGAAGUUACUUGCACUCGUAAUGGGUUUUUCCACGCUAUAGCUGCCUGGUUUAAAGUUCAGCUAGAUGAAAGUAUCGUGCUGUCUUCGGCACCCGAUGACCUGAACUCGAAAAAUUGCUGUUGGGAUCAGGCGAUAUUUCCUACUUUUAAACCGCACCGCGUCGUGCCUGGCUCCAAGAUAACGCUGCAGACUGGCUGGACAGAUGGCAAGGUUACUUUCGAUGUGAACAACAUAAUUUAUCCGGAUGGUUCGAUUCUACAUGAAAAUGCGUUACCAUUUCCAGCACCUUCGAAUAUCAUAUCGAUGCUGAACGAUACUAGUCUAUUAGAACAUUUGAAGUUGGCAGCUUUAGCUUUCAUCAGUGAAUACAAAAAUAGGAAAGUUCUUAGGAUAAUGGAUUUAUACCCGGUGCCUAUAUUUGGAUUAAUCGUUUUACGUAACAAGCACUUGUUGCGGUCCAAUUUUCGAGACGUCGAAGUCGUCUGUUGCGUAUCGUCCAAAGAAGAAAUAACUGUGAUUAAAAAAAUUGCUCAAAUUAAUGGUUUACCCGAUGAAAAAAUAACCUACAUUUUGGCUGACGAAUUCGACGACACUGUGGCUAACCUGCAGUCAUUCUCAUUCGACGUAGUUUUAGUCAAUUUCAUCGAGAAUACCGGUGAUCUAAACGAAGAAAUGAUUGCCCGAGUGAAUACAUUGAAGCUAUUGUUACGCGAAGGCGGGUAUUUUCUCCCUAAAACCGUACAAAUUUGCGGUCAACUGAUUCAUUCUGAUUAUAUCGAAGAAAGUAUGCGUGUAGUAAAUGACGACGUACGUCGUUACCGUAUUAGCGACAUCAUUAACGAGUACCAGGUGUUACAAAUGCUCGAACUAAAUAUAGCUACGUUGAAAUUUGAAAAGUACUCGAACCCGUUCAUAUGUCACGAAUUUUUUUCACCUCAAGAGUUGGACUGUCAGUUCGAGAAACAAAUUUAUACGCCGACUAUUCGACAAGGAACCAUCAAUUCCAUAUUAUAUUGGUACAACGUUAACUUUUUCAGCGAUCAGUUUAUUUACGAGUAUUCUUCGUUGCACGAGUUUUCCUACGUUCAUCAAGCAGCGUGUUUAACUAAAUCCCCUAUUGCGAUUUGUGAUAAUUCUAACGGCUUUGUAAGUAGAAUUCAUUAUCAUCACGGAGCUAUACUAAUUGCAGAUUUAAAUACGUUACCAUUUAUAAAUACGUCUCCUCAAAAGUGAAAUAUUAACUUGAGAGAUUACAUUUUUACUUACUUUUUUUUUGUAGUGCUGUGAUAUGAUUUUGUAUAUUUAUAUAUGGAUUUUUUAUUUUCGUGCAAGUUACAACCUAGUAAAAAAUAGAAUUUCCAGAAAUAAAACUUUUUACUUUUUAUUGUAUUGAAAAUUUUACUUAAUAAUAGAAACACGUAACAAGAAAAUCAUUCGGAAUACUUAUCACAUUGCCAAGUUAUGACAAAAAAUAAUCGUUCAAAUACAUUCAACAACGACAAUUUACAUAUAUUUUAAACUUAGAUUUUUUACUUAAUGAAACCUUUUUGAAUCAUUAAUGUACUCGCUAAGAAUAAUUAAGUAUAACGUUCAAUGUGUUCUUUUUUUAAAAUAAUUUAAACAUUUAUUUUUUAAACAAAUAAAAAGUUCAUUACUGUUUGAUAA